Messenger RNA from Rhagoletis zephyria (snowberry fruit fly), 1011 nucleotides. Lineage: Eukaryota; Metazoa; Arthropoda; Insecta; Diptera; Tephritidae. The record is from RefSeq and is a predicted model, not a curated record.
AUGGCCAGUCAAGGACAGUUUUCCAAGUAUGGCCUAACUGAAAAGAUUUUGACGCGGUCUACUUUAAAGAAAAAAGAAGCUACAGUUAACCCAGUAAAAGUGUUUGCUGAAAUGAUUCUUAAAAUGGACCUUUUAAACGGCAAAACACCAUUGCAAAAGAUUCAAGAUUACAGUGAAGAUCAUUCAUUUAUGAUUAAUCUUUACGACUCGACAGUGGACUUUAAUCCACAAAUUGAGCAGGCCAUUUUCGAAGAGAAACCCGAUUGCUUUAUUCUCGAUCACUUUUUAGGUAUAUUUUCCGCCUGCGGUAUUAAAGUCAAAAAUUCCGUGGAUUCAUUUGUACUCAACCCCUACCUCAAUUUGUACGGUUUUCCAAAGGAGUUGGACUACGACGACAUUGUUCCCAUCCCACCCAAAACCAUUCGCGUUGAUGCUUUUUGCAGGGAAAACAGUACUUUUGACACUACAUUUGAGCUUCCUGAAUCAUUUGUGAAAAAACCUGGAAAGAUUAUUUACCUAUCAAUGGGCUCGAUGGGGAGCAUUGAAAUCAAUCUGAUGAAACGAAUUUUGCGCGUAAUUGAGAAAACCAAAUACAAGUGCAUCGUUUCAAAAGGAGUUCGCGCUGAUGAGUAUUCACUGCCAGACAACUGCUGGGGAGAGGCCUUCUUGCCACAAACUCGAAUUCUGCCGCUCUGCCAACUGGUCAUUUCCCAUGGAGGGAACAACACUGUCUGUGAAAGUGUGUGCUUUGGAAAACCAAUCAUUGUGCUUCCUUUGUUCUCUGAUCAAAUUGACAACAGUCAACGCAUUCAGGAGAAAGGAUUCGGUUUACGAAUGGAGGUCAACUUUGAAGAGAACGCCCUACUGAAUGCAAUUGAUAAGCUAAUUAACGAUGAUUUACUGCAGGAAAAACUGACAAAUGUUGCCAAAAGAAUCAAGGAGGAUAAUAGCAAAGCUCAAGCUUGUAAGGAAAUUGAGCGGUUGCUGGAAACUGAGUGGAUAAAGAAAUAA